Ochlerotatus camptorhynchus is the source of this 2084-nucleotide messenger RNA. RefSeq lists its product as uncharacterized. Gene Ontology annotation, molecular function: oxidoreductase activity; copper ion binding. The record is from RefSeq and is a predicted model, not a curated record. The transcript is spliced from 9 exons. The coding region runs from base 8 to 2053 and encodes 681 amino acids. NCBI's taxonomy places the organism in Eukaryota, Metazoa, Arthropoda, Insecta, Diptera, Culicidae.
UUUCAAAAUGAUACGAUUCAUCGGUUUGAUACUGGUAAUCGUUGCGGCAGCUGAUGGAUUCGUAACCUUCUCCGUCAAUUUGAAUAAGUUAUGGUCAAAUCAAAAGACUCUUGCCAUCAACCUGUCGCGAGCUGCACAAGGAGCGUCGGUUUCGGAAAAGAUGAAAACCUAUGACGGUGCAGAAUGUGACAGAGUUUGUAACGCGACGGAAUCGCCUCGUAUUUGCUACUUCUCGUGGAUUGCGGAGAGCUAUGCCGCCAUGGGAUCGGCUUGCAAGGAUUGUCGCUGGGGAAACCACACCGAUUGCUUCCACCCGCAGUGCAUCACCGCCGAUGGCAUGGAACGUCCCGUAGUGUCAUUGAAUCGACAAAUCCCUGGUCCAGGCAUCACGGUUUGCCGAAAUGACAUAAUCGUAAUAGAUCUUAAGAACCACAUGGAAGGGUCUGCGGCUUCCAUCCAUUGGCACGGAAUGCAUCAGAUGCAAACUCCUUGGAUGGACGGCGUUCCGAUGGUUACGCAGUGUCCGAUAACCCCGGGAGACACUUUCCGUUAUAUCUUCAACGCUAGUGAGCAUGGAACGCAGUUCUAUCAUUCACAUGCGGGCCACCAGAAGGCGAAUGGACACUUCGGAAUGCUAGUUGUUCGCCAUCCAAACGAUUUGAAUAAGGAUCUGUACGAUUAUGAUUUGGCAGAGCAUAAUAUAAUCAUAGCCGAUUGGACCCUAGAUAUGGCGGAGAAGUUCGUACCGGGUCUGCAAAGUCAUACCAUCCAGAUGGAUUCGAUUUUGAUUAACGGACGGGGGCGACACUUUGACGAAGAAGAACAGGAGCUUCAACCGUCACCACUGACGGUAUACCGCGUUGAACAAGGGAAGCGCUAUCGCUUUCGGAUGAUCAGCAGUGGCAGUCAAUUCUGUCCAUUCCAAUUGCAGAUCGAAAACCACCGGAUGCAAAUCAUUUCCACCGACGGAGGCGCUGUCCAGCCAGUAACUGUGGAUACAGUGAUAUCGACAUCAGGCGAACGGUACGAUUUUGUUCUGCAUGCUGAUCAAAAACCAGGCAACUUUUGGGUACGGGUUCGGGCCGUUGGUUUUUGCGAUAUCCAGCGGAAGGAAGAGUUUGCCAUCCUAUCGUACCAUCCACGGAGCGAAAUUAGCGAUGAAGUAUUGGCCUUCCCACAACAGGUGCCGCCUAUUUGGGAUCAACCGUUUUCCGAUGGUGUGACUUUAAACCACCCGAACAGUACUUGCUAUCAACCGGGCGAUCAAUUUGUCUGCGCUUCUGACCUGGAAUCGCACGAGGAGCAACGUGACGAUGCCCUAAUUGAUGCGGUACCAAACAAAAAAUUUUACAUCACAUUCAACACCUUCACCGCCGACACCAGUUUACUGUUCUCGGAUGUUGGAUACGUUCGCUAUAUGACCGUCGCUCUGACGCUCAACAACAUUGGCAUUACGAACAACAUCAGCAUGGUAUAUCCGCCGUUUCCUCCACUCACCCAACCAGAACUGCUGGACACCAUGGAGAGCCCAUUUUGCAACAUUAGUAGCCGUCCGGCCCGCUGUCCGUUGGAACGAGCCUGCUUUUGCGUCCACCGUGUCAAAGUGGACCUCAAUGACAUAGUGGAAAUGUCACUAAUUGACGAUGCCGAAGUUGUUAGAGAACUCUAUCAUCCGUUUCAUUUGCAUGGCCAUCGGUUCAUCGUUACUGGCAUGGGCCAAUUGCCGAACAAGAUGAAAUACUCAACCGACAAGCUCGGGUGGAUCAAAGACGAAGAACUUAAACCCGUCGCCAAGCGAACACGUGGAAUGCCUGAUGGUCAUAAUCCACCGUACAAAGAUACCAUAUCCAUACCGAGCCGAGGCUACACGAAAAUACGCUUCCGUGCAGACAAUCCAGGUUUCUGGCUGGUGCACUGUCAUUUCGAGUGGCAUUUGGGCAUCGGAAUGAGCUUCAUUCUGCAGGUCGGUGAGGUCGAGCAGAUGAAAAAGGCACCACCAGGUUUUCCCACCUGUGGCAACUACAAACCGGAUGUCGAGAGCAUUUUCCCAUAAUCUGAAGCUGCACGAGUCACCGAACGCUUGG